AUGGUGUACGACCCUGUACGUGACUGCGACAUCCCAAGUCCGGCCGUCAGCCGGCGCGCGUCGCUGUGGGGGACGCCACCGCCUAGCGCGACGUCGCAGCAAGGCGGACCAGUUCCUCCCGCGUUCCAAAAUGAGCGUUCUCCCCUCCCGUCCCCAUCGAUCCGGCCAGCGAGUGCUGGCCUCCGCUCACUCCUCAACGACGAGUCGGACAUAUACACGUCCAGACGCGGGUCGGACCACACCGUGUCCAGUGUUGCGGACGACGAACACUCUUCUCGCCCCCAUCUUGCCAAACUACUCAACGAACCGGCGCCACUGCUGCGCCCGACCUCAUCGCAUUCGGGACACUCCGGUUCUCCACGGCUAUCGUCCCCUAGUGUCUCACUUCAUCCAGGGGCCGGACCACGAGGGACGAUAGGCACACGGUCGCCGCACAUCAGCCCCAACACAAUCCCUCAACACCUCGUCUCUUCUCCCAGUACAUCUCAUCCAUACGAUACCUACGUUCCAGGUCCUUCCUCUAGACGGUCCUCCAUCGACACGCAGUCAAUGCCGCCACCCGAGCCUCCUUUCAUUCACAGGCACGAGAGUGUGCAGAGCGCUGGCUCCGUCUCGCCGCGCGCACAGAGCUUCCACCAGCCUCGUGUGGCGCCGGCGGGGCGGGGCAGUCUCUCGCGCCCAACCUCUGCGCGGAGUUCAAGUGGGGGCUUCGCGGCGCCGCCUCCUCCUGCCUCGAGCUCGCCUGAGGGUUCAGUCCGCCUUCUAUCGGAGGAGACGAUCGGCGGACCCAACGGCCGCCCUCCCCGGCCCGCGAAGGAAUACAGACCCCAUCGGCCCUCUAGGUACCGCUCCAUCACGCUGGACGAUCUUGCACGCUUGCGCGACCAGGCGGUGCACAACAACCCCCUACGGCGAGCGGCGCGCCAGGCCGCACCAUCGUGGUCUGCCCCAUCGCCGCGCGUUGACGACAUGGACGGGCCGCGCUCGGCCGGCCCUUCGCGGCGCGGCUCGACGGCAUCCAACGUUGAGCGGCCGCACUUUGGGUGGAACGGCAGCCCUGCGCCCGGCAGCAAGCGCCACUCGGGUGAGGUUGAUGCAGACUCGAAGCGGCGGCGCACAGACUACAGGGGCAACGUGGCGACAAUCGCAUCGCACUACAACCAGCGCGCAGAGGUCGGCAUCGAGCAACGCGAGUUCAGUCCCAUCAUCGGACUGAAAAAGUUUAACAAUUGGAUCAAGAGCGUUCUUAUCGGCAAGUUUACGCAGCGGCGGCGCGGCGGCGGCGCAAGAGUCCUCGAUAUUGGGUGCGGCAAGGGCGGCGACUUGAACAAGUGGAAGCAAGCGCGCAUUGCCCUAUACGUCGGCAUGGAUAUUGCCGAGACAUCGAUCAACCAGGCCCGCGAGCGUUGGCAGACCAUGCGCGGGAAUCGAUUCGAGGCAUUUUUUUCCGCGCACGACUGCUACACUAACCCGAUUCACGAGGCACUGCCGCCGCAGUAUACCAUGCGCGACCUAUACGACAACGUCAGCAUGCAGUUCUGCAUGCACUAUGCGUUCGAGACCCCCGAAAAGGCACGCAUGAUGAUGGACAAUGUCACAAGAUACCUCAAACCCGGCGGGUUAUUCAUCGGGACGAUUCCAAACUCGGCGCUGCUACUCUCCCGCCUCGAUGAACAGCCCGACGACGAGCUCUCCUUUGGAAACUCGUGCUGCCAGAUCACAUUUGCUGAACGCCACCACCAAGGCAUAUAUGGACGCGAGUACCGAUUCUAUCUCCAGGACGCGGUCGAGGACGUGCCCGAGUACAUUGUGGACUGGGACAACUUUGUCGCGCUUGCUGGCGAGUACGGCCUUGAGCUCGUCUACCAGAAAACAUUCAAUGACAUCCUUCAAGAGGAGCAGAGUAGUCGCGAGUUCGGCCCGUUGCUUGGCAAGAUGGGCGUCAUCAAUGAGAAUGGCGAGAGUGCGAUGGACGCGGACCAGUGGGAGGCGGCGAACUUGUACAUGGCCUUCGCGUUUGAGAAGCGCUAG
Cutaneotrichosporon cavernicola is the source of this 2031-nucleotide messenger RNA. RefSeq lists its product as uncharacterized. Gene Ontology annotation, biological process: 7-methylguanosine mRNA capping. Gene Ontology annotation, cellular component: nucleus. Bases 1 to 2031 code for a protein of 676 amino acids. Gene Ontology annotation, molecular function: mRNA 5'-cap (guanine-N7-)-methyltransferase activity. NCBI's taxonomy places the organism in Eukaryota, Fungi, Basidiomycota, Tremellomycetes, Trichosporonales, Trichosporonaceae. The record is from RefSeq and is a predicted model, not a curated record. The transcript is spliced from 3 exons.